Messenger RNA from Penicillium hordei, 1230 nucleotides. Its product is annotated as lytic polysaccharide monooxygenase AA11 family protein. The coding region runs from base 1 to 1230 and encodes 409 amino acids. Lineage: Eukaryota; Fungi; Ascomycota; Eurotiomycetes; Eurotiales; Aspergillaceae. The transcript has a single exon. The record is from RefSeq and is a predicted model, not a curated record.
AUGUUCAUCACCUCCAAAGUGAUCGCUGCCCUGAUGGGCGCCUCCAUGGUCAACGCCCACAUGAUCAUGAGUACCCCCACUCCUUACAGCAAAGACAGUCUCAACAACUCGCCUCUGGCAGCAGACGGCAGUGACUUCCCCUGCAAGCUUCGUGACAACGCCUUCGAGGCCCCCUCCACCGAGACAAUCAUCGCCAUCGGCGAGUCCCACCCUCUGUCCUUCGUCGGCAGCGCCACCCACGGUGGUGGUUCCUGCCAGAUCAGUCUGACCACCGACCUAAAGCCCUCCAAGUCCUCCGAGUGGAAGGUCAUCAAGUCCUUCGAGGGCGGCUGCCCCGCCGAUGUCGAUGGCAACAUGUCCGGCGGUCCCGACGUCAUCGAUCCCUACUCUUUCAACUUCACUAUUCCUGACGGCAUCUCCGCUGGCAAAUACACCCUCGCCUGGACCUGGUUCAACCGCAUCGGCAACCGCGAGAUGUACAUGAACUGCGCUCCCAUCACUGUCUCGGGUGGCUCCUCCAAGCGCUCCCCCGAGGAACUCGAGAGACGCGCUGCUAGCUUCCCUCCCAUGUUUGUCGCAAACGUCAAUGGCUGCACUACCCCGGAAAGUGUUGAUAUCCGCUUCCCUCAGCCAGGUGACAUUGUCGAGUAUGACGGUAAACCCGCCAAUCUCGCAAAGGAGGGCUCCGAAGCUUGUACCGGUACUGCUACCUUCGGCGGCUCCGGUAAUACUACCUCGGGUUCUUCUAGCUCUGGCUCAGACUCUGGCUCCAGUUCAUCUGUGCCUGCUUCCCCUGCCUCUUCCUCUGCCCCGGCAGAGACCGCCUCCACCGCACCCGCCUCGGUAUCCGCGGCUCCAGCCCCAGAAGCUACUCCAUCCAGCUCACCCGCUGAGACCGAGCCCGAGCCCACGUCUUCUUCAGCAGCUGCCCCAGCUCCCGUGGCAACCUCUUCGUCCUCCGGCUCUGGAUCCGCCUCCAACUCUAGCUCGGGUGCUCUGACGGGUAGCUGCAGUACCGAGGGCCAGUGGAACUGCAUUUCAGGCACUUCCUUCCAGCGUUGUGCUUCUGGUACCUGGACCAACGCUCAGCAGAUGUCGACUGGCACGCAGUGCAAUGCUGGUCAGAGCGCGGAGCUUGUUGUCACUGCCAGCAAGAAGGCGCGUCAUAUCUCAAGUAUGCGCUUCCGCAACCGUGCUUUCGGUGCUCACCACGCCCAUGCGCUUAGUUAG